AUGAGCCAAAGCCCUCUGCUUGGCGCCGACUGGCGCAACGCCGACUUUGGCUCCAGCCUUCCAACAUCCGCCUCGAUCCGCGACACGCUCACAGGAGCCAUCAGCUCCACAAAAGCCUACUUGCAGCCCUUUACACCUGGCUCUCCCUAUCUGGGCUCCAAUGGCGUCCAUGGCCAGAACGAGGCAGGUCGUCUGCUUUCAGACGUUGCGCCACAGCUUAUGACCACUCGCAUGAUGGCAGCCGUGUCCAAUUCCAACACCGCACUCGGGCUCACACCUGACGGUCAACGGCGAGCCCGCCUGCUGUUGACUCCGGGCUUUUCCAUCAGCAGCCCUGCUCGAUCGCUGGUCCGCAUUGGCGGGUCUUUGAUUCAAUCUGGGAUCGGUCGUGGGCCCAUGAACGGCAUCACUUCUCAUGAGCUCUUCGUCUUGGAAGAAAGCGACCGCAUUCUCGCCACAGCAGCGCAGGAUCUCGAUCUCAACGCCAACGGCGAUGCACAGUCGGGCUCCAGAGCUGCCAUCGAAGCCGCCAAGCACAAGUCGGAACCAUCGGUCUCUCUUCUUCGAGGAUUUCAAGCAACAAUACCUAGCUCGACCGAGGGACGUCAACGGCGCAGGCGAGUACGAGCCAUUGCCAGUGGAUUCGAGGAUGGACCGGAAGGCCCCACCAAGCUGGGACUCAAAGCGAUGGGCGACAAGGCGCGAGGUCUGAUGGUCGAGGGCGUCGACACCGAGCCAGUUUCGGCAUUUCAAGCACGCGAGCAGCGUCACGCACGCCGGAAUCAGGCCAGUCGCAUACUCUCCAGAGGCAAGGAUGGGACACGCGCCUCGGUCAUUGAACUGGAGGAGCUCGAGAGGCAGCUGCGAGAGAUUGAACGCGAACAGGACGACGUCGGUGUCAGACGCUCGCUCAUCGACUCGGAGCUGUCUGCUGUAGAUGCCAAGAUCAAGGUGCUGGAGAAGAUCAAGGCGGGUCUCAACAAGAAGCUGCUCGGUCUUCGCGAAGAGGAAUUGGAGCUCAACGAUGAGCACGAGGGUGUGGGAGAGUUACUGGCCGUCCAGAAGCAUCUGCGUGCAAUGCCCGGUGGUCCUGCAGCGGCUGCCAAUGCGGCUGCUACCGGAGCUACGACCAGUCAGGGUAGCAGCCGUCGUCGAAAGGGACCGCUCUUCAUGCCCUCAGAACACGACGAGCUGCCAUCUGGCGUCGCCUUCAUGACGCUUGCAGAUCACUCGGCACCCAUCACCUCGCUCGAUUUCACCGAGCCUUACGGAACGCUGGUCUCAGCGUCGCUGGACGAGACCGUGCGCGUGUGGGAUCUAGCCUCGGGAGACGAGGUCGGCAGGUUGCGCGGUCACUCGGGGACCGUCAAAUGUCUGCAGGUGGAAGACGAGGUGUGCAUCACCGGUGGCUCGGACCAUUCCGUCCGCAUCUGGGACCUGACCAAAGUGCAGAACUUCGAAGCGAGACUCACCAUGACGGCUUCCGGAGAGCUUCCAGCGAGGAGGAGGUCGCCCGACUUGAAUCGCAGUCCUCAACUCGCCGGAGACGAGAGCACAAGCAGUAUCAAGAUCCGCAAUGGCGACACGACGUUCGCAGAAGAGGACGACGAGGAUGUGCGGGACGAAUUCGACCCAUGCGUCAAGAGCUUGGAGGGGCACAGCAAGUCAGUCACCGCAUUGUACUUUGACGACAACUGCCUCGUGACUGGUGCUUCCGACAAGACAUUGCGCCAAUGGGAUCUCAACACGGGCCAGUGCGUGCUGACGAUGGACAUCCUGUGGGCCAUCUCCAACCCGACUUCUUCCCAAGCACUAUCGCAGUCCGAGUUUGGCUUCCCUGACUCGCCCUCGCGCAAAGCAUCCUCCUCGUCCAUCCUGGGCUCGAACAGGCCCGGUUUGAGCUCGCGCGACUCAUUCUCGGUGUUGGACAGCCUCGCGGGCGCCUUCGCCUAUCCGACGCCACCGUACGCCGACGGCAGCUGGGAGAUGUACCAGGACUUUGUAGGCGGUGUGCAGUUCUGGGGCUACGCGCUGGCGAGCGGAUCCGGCGACGGCGGUGUGCGCAUGUGGGACAUGCGAACGGGUCAAGCGCACCGCACUUUGCUGGGCCACACAGCCCCCGUGACGUGCCUGCAGUUCGACGAGCACCACAUCAUCUCGGGCAGCUUGGACAAGUCGAUCCGCAUCUGGGACCUGCGCAUGGGCAGCAUCUCGGACACCAUCCGGUACGAUCACCCCGUCACGGCAUUGCAAUUCGAUUCGCGCAAGAUCCUCGCAGCAACGGGCGAGAACGAAGUCAAGAUCUUUAACCGCACCACGCUGCAGCAUGGAUCGUUGACGCUCAACGGACACACUUCGCCGGUGGAGAGGCUGCGUUACAUGGACCGAUACGCUGUCUCGGGUGGCAAGGACAGCGUGGUCAAGAUCUGGGCGCUGUAA
This is a messenger RNA of Kalmanozyma brasiliensis GHG001, 2439 nucleotides long. Its product is annotated as WD40 repeat. Bases 1 to 2439 code for a protein of 812 amino acids. Gene Ontology annotation, molecular function: protein binding. NCBI's taxonomy places the organism in Eukaryota, Fungi, Basidiomycota, Ustilaginomycetes, Ustilaginales. The record is from RefSeq and is a predicted model, not a curated record. The transcript has a single exon. Gene Ontology annotation, biological process: negative regulation of transcription by RNA polymerase II. Gene Ontology annotation, cellular component: nucleus; transcription repressor complex.